AUGUCUGCAGCCAUCCGAGUUCCAUCCGCGCGUUGUAAGCAACCUGGAGGGAGCCAGCCUGCAGCCAAUCUGCAGCCUAUAAUUUUCUCUCGGGUGGAGAGGCACGCAAGGAUCCACACCGGGGACAGGCCGUACCAGUGUGACGAGUGUGGGAGGAAGUUUAACCGAGAAGGCAAUCUCACUGUGCACAAGAGGAUUCAUUCUGGAGAAAAGCCGUACCAGUGUGAAGAGUGUGGGAAGAAAUUUAGUAUUGUGGGGAAUCUUUCUGUGCACAAGAGGAUUCAUACUGGGGAGAAGCCUUUUGAGUGUGACGUGUGUGGGAAGCAGUUUAACCGGGAAAGCAAUCUAACUGUGCACAAGAGGAUGCAUUCUGGGGAGAAGCCUUUCGAGUGUGACGAGUGCGAGAAGAAGUUCUCCCUUAAGCAGGUUCUAAUCGCACACAAGCGCACUCACACUGGAGAGAGGCCGUACGAGUGUGACGUGUGUGCGAUGAAGUUCAGUCAAGGAGCUCACCUCGCUGAACACAAGCGGAGGAUCCACACUGGAGAGAAGCCUUACGUGUGCAAGGUGUGCGGGAAGAAGUUCCGACAGCAGUCAGCUCUUCGCAAGCACGAGUCCAUUCAUAAAGGACAGUAGUCCAGUGUGAAGUAGUGCAAGUGCGGCGUUUGUGAAAAGCUGCAAGGCGAAAAUCACUUUCACUUUGAGGCGGCGAAGAAUGCGACGUGGCCAGGAAGUAGUCACAUACUUACGCGCGCAAAUACAGUUCAAACUUUUUUUUGAUGAUUUUUGCUGUUAAAAUGGUUGUUUUCGACAUGUUAAGCCAAAUAUCGGCUUAACUCAUCUGGCACUUUGUCGGACAGUCAUAUUUUGUUCUAAAUAAAUAUGGUUGACUGUGAAUUGUUUAAGUGACUUACUUUUUAAACUGCGCAUGCAGUUCAAACUGGUUUUAAUGAUUAUUUUCG
Messenger RNA from Thrips palmi, 962 nucleotides. Its product is annotated as zinc finger protein 383-like. Gene Ontology annotation, cellular component: chromosome. Bases 1 to 636 code for a protein of 211 amino acids. Gene Ontology annotation, biological process: regulation of transcription by RNA polymerase II. The transcript has a single exon. Gene Ontology annotation, molecular function: chromatin insulator sequence binding. The record is from RefSeq and is a predicted model, not a curated record. NCBI's taxonomy places the organism in Eukaryota, Metazoa, Arthropoda, Insecta, Thysanoptera, Thripidae.